Thermothielavioides terrestris NRRL 8126 is the source of this 936-nucleotide messenger RNA. RefSeq lists its product as uncharacterized. NCBI's taxonomy places the organism in Eukaryota, Fungi, Ascomycota, Sordariomycetes, Sordariales, Chaetomiaceae. The transcript is spliced from 2 exons. Gene Ontology annotation, biological process: secondary metabolite biosynthetic process. The coding region runs from base 1 to 936 and encodes 311 amino acids. The record is from RefSeq and is a predicted model, not a curated record.
AUGAGCCGGACAGGAGGCUUUCCCCAGAUCAACAUCACCGCCUUCGAGGACUACAUCGCUGGCAAGCAGGCAACGCUGCCGAAGCUGCCCGAUGUGGAACAGCUCAGCCCAAGAGUCAUCCGAAUUCUCGGACAGAAUCCCGGCAAGAUGACGAUGCAGGGAACCAACACGUACAUCGUGGGCACCGGCGCGCAGCGCAUUCUCAUCGACACGGGCCAGGGCAUGCGCGCCUGGGCCGAGCUGAUCUCAGCCGUGCUAGCAGCGGCCUCGGCGUCGCUCUCGCACGUCCUGCUGACCCACUGGCACGGCGACCACGUCGGGGGCGUGGCCGACCUCGUGCGGAUGUACCCGCACCUCGAGGGCCGCAUCUACAAGCACGACCCGCGCAAGGGGUCGCAGCAGCAGCAGCAGCAGCCGAUCGCAGACGGGCAGGUGUUCCGCGUGGAGGGGGCGACGGUCCGGGCGGUGCACACGCCCGGCCACGCGCACGACCACAUGUGCUUCGUGCUGGAGGAGGAGCAGGCCAUGUUCACGGGCGACAGCGUGCUGGGCCACGGCACGGGCGUGCACGAGCACCUGGGGACGUGGAUGGCGACGCUGCGCGCGAUGGCGGCGCUCGGCUGCGCCGUGGGCUACCCGGGCCACGGCGCCGUGGUGCCGGACCUGCCGGGCAAGAUCGCCGGGGAGCUGGCGCAGAAGGAGCGCCGGGAGCGGCAGGUGCUGCGGGCGCUGGGACAGGCCCGCGCCCGCCUGACCGUCGCCCAGCUCGUCGAGGAGAUGCACGGGCCCGCGCUGGACGAGCAGAUGCGCGAGGGCGCCCUCGUGCCGCUGGUGGACGAGACGCUGCGCAAGUUGGCCGAGGACGGCAGGGUGGGCUUCGAAGUCCGGCGCGGCCAGAAGAGGUGGUUCUCGCUGGAUGUAGAUGUCUCGUGUUGA